UCUGGAUGAAGCCGCCGUCAGAAUGCGGGCGCCGAGGCCUGCGCAUGCGCAGUGGGGCGCCUGCGUAGGCUGCAGGAGAACGGAAGGUCGGCGUUGAGGGGGAAAAUAAGUCGCCGCCGCCGGGAUGUGGUACGAAAUCCUCCCCUGCGCGACCGUGAUGUACGUGUGCUUGACCAUUCCUGGCAUCGCCACCGUCUUUAUCCACAGAUACACGAAUGGGGGCAAGGAGAAGAGAAUUGCUCGAUACCCUUAUCAGUGGCUCUUGAUGGAAAGGGACAGGCGUGUUUCGGGAACUAAUCGCUACUACGACUCAAAGGGUUUGGAGAACAUUGACUAAAAUCACAGUGUGAAAAGUCCUAUUAUCUGUUGAACCAGCUUAAUAAACAUAUUUGUCAAUGUUG
This is a messenger RNA of Hemicordylus capensis (graceful crag lizard), 401 nucleotides long. RefSeq names its product NADH:ubiquinone oxidoreductase subunit A1 (gene NDUFA1). The transcript is spliced from 3 exons. Bases 125 to 337 code for a protein of 70 amino acids. The record is from RefSeq and is a predicted model, not a curated record. Lineage: Eukaryota; Metazoa; Chordata; Lepidosauria; Squamata; Cordylidae.